This is a messenger RNA of Pteronotus mesoamericanus, 5466 nucleotides long. RefSeq names its product DnaJ heat shock protein family (Hsp40) member C16 (gene DNAJC16). The record is from RefSeq and is a predicted model, not a curated record. Bases 133 to 2481 code for a protein of 782 amino acids. NCBI's taxonomy places the organism in Eukaryota, Metazoa, Chordata, Mammalia, Chiroptera, Mormoopidae. The transcript is spliced from 15 exons.
CUCCUUCUUCCCCUCCCCAGGCCCCGGCGAGCGCUGGUGUGGACCUGAGGCUCCCGGCCGGCGGACUAACUGGAUCUCGGACGCUGCAGCCGCUUAGGCCGGUGCCCUUUCCCGCUCUGGAAAGGAAGAGAAAUGGAAGUGAAAAAGUUGAGCAUUUCCUGGCAGUUCUUGAUAGUUCUGGUUUUGAUCCUGCAAAUUCUGUCUGCGUUGGAUUUUGACCCAUACAGAGUCCUAGGGGUCAGCCGAACAGCCAGUCAGGCUGAUAUUAAAAAGGCUUAUAAGAAGCUCGCCCGGGAAUGGCAUCCUGACAAAAACAAAGAUCCCGGAGCAGAAGACAGGUUCAUUCAGAUUAGCAAGGCUUACGAGAUUCUUUCCAAUGAAGAAAAGAGAUCAAAUUACGAUCACUAUGGAGAUGCUGGAGAGAACCAGGGCUACCAGAAGCAGCAGCAGCAGCGAGAAUACCGCUUCCGCCAUUUCCAUGAAAAUUUUUAUUUUGAUGAGUCUUUUUUUCACUUCCCAUUUAAUUCUGAGCGGCGGGACUCUAUUGAUGAAAAAUAUUUAUUGCAGUUUUCACAUUACGUGAAUGAAGUGGUUCCAGAUAGCUUCAAGAGACCUUACCUCAUUAAGAUCACCUCAGAUUGGUGUUUUAGCUGUAUCCAUAUCGAACCUGUUUGGAAAGAAGUAGUUCAAGAACUAGAAGGACUGGGUGUAGGAAUCGGCGUGGUCCAUGCUGGGUACGAGAGGCGCCUGGCCCAUCACCUCGGAGCACACAGCACACCCUCUAUCCUAGGAAUCAUAAACGGGAAAAUCUCCUUCUUUCACAACGCAGUUGUCCGUGAGAACCUACGACAGUUUGUGGAGAGUCUUCUUCCAGGGAACUUGGUGGAGAAAGUUACAAAUAAAAAUUAUGUAAGAUUUCUCUCUGGCUGGCAGCAAGAGAAUAAACCGCACGUCCUCCUGUUUGACCAAAUGCCUGUUGUACCACUGCUGUACAAGUUGACCGCUUUUGCAUACAAAGACUAUUUGUCAUUUGGAUAUGUGUAUGUCGGUCUGAGAGGGACAGAAGAGAUGACGCGACAAUACAACGUCAACACCUACACUCCCACCAUCUUGGUCUUUAAAGAGCACGUAAACAAGCCUGCAGAUGUCAUCCAGGCCAGAGGUAUGAAGAAGCAGGUCAUUGAUGACUUCAUCACCCAAAACAAGUAUCUGUUAGCAGCCCGGCUCACCAGCCAGAAGCUCUUCCAUGAACUCUGCCCCGUGAAGCGGUCCCACCGCCAGAGGAAGUACUGUGUGGUUCUAUUGACUGCUGAGACCACCAAAUCGAGUAAACCCUUUGAGGCCUUCCUGUCCUUUGCCCUGGCAAACACACAGGACACAGUGCGGUUUGUGCACAUCUACAGCAACCGACAGCCAGAGUUUGCCGACACCCUCCUUCCGGACGGUGAGGCAUUCCGGGGAAAGUCGGCGGUGUCCAUCUUAGAAAGACGCAACACAGCAGGCAGGGUGGUGUAUAAGACCCUGGAGGAACCCUGGACAGGGAGCGAGAAUGAUAAGUUCAUCCUUCUGGGAUAUCUCGACCAGCUGCGGAAAGACCCGGCUCUCUUGUCCUCAGAAGCUGUGCUCCCCGACUUGACCGAUGAACUUGCCCCUAUUUUUCUGCUUCGGUGGCUUUACUCUGCUGCUGACUACAUCUCAGACUGCUGGGAUAGCGUAUUUCACAGCAACUGGCGGGAAAUGAUGCCCCUCCUGUCCCUGGUCUUCUCCGCCCUCUUCAUCCUCUUUGGCACCGUCAUCGUUCAGGCUUUCAGUGACUCAAAUGAUGAGCGAGAGUCCAACCCUCCAGGCAAAGAGGAAGCCCAGGAGAAGGCCGGGAAGACGGAGCCCAGCUUCGCCAAAGAAAACAGCAGCAAGAUCCCUAAAAAAGGCUUUGUGGAGGUCACUGAACUCACAGAUGUGACGUAUACCAGUAACUUGGUGCGCCUGAGGCCGGGCCACAUGAACGUGGUCCUCAUCCUGUCCAACGCCACCAAGACCAGCCUACUCCAGAAAUUCGCUUUGGAGGUCUACACGUUCACGGGGAGCAGCUGCCUGCACUUCUCCUUCCUGAGUCUAGAUAAACACAGAGAGUGGCUCGAAUACUUGUUAGAGUUUGCUCAAGAUGCAUCCCCCAUCCCAAACCAGUACGACAAGCACUUCAUGGAGCGUGACUACACUGGUUACGUACUGGCUCUGAAUGGCCACAAGAAAUACUUCUGCCUCUUCAAGCCCCAAAAAACAGUUGAAGAGGAGGAAGCCAUGGGGGCGUGUGGUGACCUUGACUCUUCCCUCCAUCUGGGGGAACCUCGAGGGAAAUCUUCCAGUGGCCUUGGGUCCAGGCCCAUCAAAGGGAAGUUGAGCAAGCUGUCCUUAUGGAUGGAACGCCUGUUGGAAGGCUCCUUGCAGAGGUUCUAUAUCCCGUCUUGGCCUGAGCUAGACUGAGAGGAUUUCAGAGAGACUUGAACUCUUCAGACUUUUUACAGGUCCCUGUGAACAGGUAUUUUCAGGACUCAAAACUAUCACAACGGACAGAGUAUAGAUUUUAGAUUAUUCUUCUAGAACAAAGGCUAGGAGAAUCUUCCUUUUGUCCUGUUCUAACCUAGGAGUGAAAAACACCACAAGUUGAAUUCUCUAGAUCAAAAUAUUUUCCUUUGGGUUUUUUUUCUUCAUCUGAAUGCCGCACUAUUUAAAACAGACUGCUCACUCCCUCUUCCUUACGGUCCCUGCCACGCGCUCCCAGCACCCUGCCCCGUCGUGUCUCUGUGCCCUGGGAGAAGCACAGGCGCUCGCCCCGCAGCCGUACUGGGAUGGAACCUCAGGAGCCUGGUGCGCUGGUUGCCAGCCGGGCCGUUUGCCCGCCUCCCCGCCCCUCCUGGCCCCGCUGUGCUUCCGCCAGAGUGCAUGCUGGAACAGUGGGGCAGCCCGCAGCAGCUUCUAGGCCCUGUGUCUUGAAAGAGGCCUAGAUCCGAGCAGUCUUACGUUUAACGGUUUUCCCGGUAGUAAGUGGCUAAAGUAUAUUUUGGGGGUAUCCCCCUACAGCAGCUUGUCAGCCAUGGUUUUAAAAGUAUAGGGAUGAGCGGGGGUUCUGCAUGCGAGUUUGGUUUUCUUCCCAAGGCAGGAGAAGGGAGGGCGGGGCAGUGACUGAAGCGACCCCUCUGUGAGCCCCCCAUCAGCCACCUCCCCAGCACUAAAUGUAGCCCAGAGGGAUCCGCACGGCAAGAAGUACUGUAAUGACUCGAGCCAUUUACGUGUAUGUUUUCAGAUGCCUUUCUGCCUGUGUCAGUUUUAGGGUGUGGAUAUUAGGAGCCAUAACUUUAACCUUGUUCUCUGGACGUAGAGAUAAGCUGCUAUAAGCCAGUAGAUGUUAAACUGAAGACACAUUAUGCCCACACCCCCCAUGAGUGGAGUCCCUUUAGUAAAAUACCAGACGUGUCUUUGCAUCACGGAACCUAACGUUUCUCGGUUGUAUUUUGAACACUGUUGCCCCCCAAAUGCUGUAUCGUCAAGUCUUCUUUUGUGACAGGUGAACCAAGAGUGUUCUAGGCUCCUGUUUUGCAGAAGGCUUACUUUGAACUUCUGGCCUAUAUUUUGAUGUCUCAUCUUAAUCGUUUCACCCUUGACUUAGAGCUGCUUCCCCAGUAACAAGGUCGGACCUGGCCUCCGCUUGCCAAGCUGCAAGGUACCAAGGACUCUCGGCUGGAUCGUUCCCGCCGGUUAGAGAGCUUACCUUUUCUAUUCAGGGCAAAACUACCAGUGGAGUCUGGGCAGCCUCAAAGAGUGGUCUGUUCAAAUGUCAAAACAAGUUGCCCUUUUAGAGGCAGUUUGUAAAGUGAAGGGCCAAAAUCACUGAUGGGACAAAAUAAGUUAGUAUUUUCUUUAAUCAUAACUGCUUUAAAUUAAGCCAUUUGGAUCCUGAAUAGCUUAACUACUGAGCUACAGUGACAAGUAGUAAAUUAUUUGAGCCCAGGAACUACUGUAGUUUUCAUGAAAUCGAUAGCUUUAUGGAAAAAUAAAUAAAUAAAUCACUGCCAUGCUUCAUUUUCCCCCAUGACCCUCUAAAGUGGACACUCUUGAUUGCCAUAUCUCAUGGCACCUGACCCAGUUAGAGAUGAUCACGGAAUUCAUUUGGCUCCAUGGUGCACCUGUCCUCAAAAUUAUUUUCUGGAUCUUUUCAUGGCCACGUAGCUUAAAUGAGUAUGUUUUGGUUUGAUGGUAGGUUUUUAUUUUUAAUGUCUGGUACUAAUGGGAUUCCUGACCAUAAUUUCUGAAAACCAAAGCCUCCCCAGAUUUGUUCAUAUAAAAACACUUUAUCAUUAAAAUAAAAAGCACCUGCAGACAGCUGCACCUUCCAUUUGUACUAAGAAGGGGAAGCGAUGGCAGGAUUGAAAGCCUUCCUGGCAAAUACUUCAGCCCAAACAUUCUACAGGUCCCUUCGGGGGCAAAGGGUCCGCCAAGAGGACGGGGGAGCUCUCGUUGUAAAAUGAACUUUACCCUUGACCACCCAGGCCUUUUCCCCUGAAUGUCGUUUCCAUGGACUCGUUUACUUUUGUGUCAGAUGUACGCGCCAUUGUCAUGCUCAGCCAAUGCCACCCUUUCUCUUUCUGAUGUAUGUGACCACACAGACCCAGUUUUGGUUUUAACUUCCUAGUCUUCAAAUACGUAUCUUCAAAAGACAACAUGGAUGAUUUUAGAGGUAGGUUUUUCUGGCUGAUAGAGACUAUGCAUCAUGUUUAGCAGAGGAGGUUGAAAAAUGGCCUUAAAAGUCUUUGUAGAACACGUGCCCAUUUAAAGACGACGUUCUCACUGCCAAGCUGUCAGUGGCACAGUCUGACGUGAGGACGGCGCCUGAUGAAGCCGUUUCCGUGAGCAAGGCCACCCCGGCUUCCACUGGGUGCCAUGGUCUCGCUGCUACCACUUGACCAUGAAAACUUGGUUGUGCUUUUCAAGUAACAGGUUGAUUUCCUCCUCAUUUGGUACAUAAAUAUUUUCCUGAUAUAAAGAGAAAUGGGAUCUGAAUGUUUUGAGUGAUUUGCUUUGUUUGGGAAAUGGGAUUAGAAGCAAACACUCAAACUUUUUUUUUUUAAGGAAAAUUCUUUAAAAGGUGAUGCAAAACUUGUUGUCAAAUGAAAUGUUGCUCACAUCCAAAUACCUGCCAUUGUCCCUUGAAAACAAACGCAGCGUGGCAGCUGCUGACUCUCUGUUCAGUUUGUCAAGGAGAAUAAUUCUACUUUCGAGACAGAUCUGAAAAGAAAGUGAAUAUUUUGCACUUUUGAUACUCUUAGGAACAAAUAACUUAUUUGGCAAAUGGUGUCUUUUUUAUGUUGUCUUUGUUUUGUAUUGUGACCAGGUACUAAAGCUGAUGUUAUUUUUGUUUUAAGAAUAUUACUGACUGGAAACAGAAAUAAACUAUUUUAAUGUGUGAUGAUU